Messenger RNA from Myxocyprinus asiaticus (Chinese sucker), 3613 nucleotides. Its product is annotated as testis-expressed protein 2-like. The transcript has 12 exons. NCBI's taxonomy places the organism in Eukaryota, Metazoa, Chordata, Actinopteri, Cypriniformes, Catostomidae. The coding region runs from base 223 to 3459 and encodes 1078 amino acids. The record is from RefSeq and is a predicted model, not a curated record. Gene Ontology annotation, cellular component: endoplasmic reticulum. Gene Ontology annotation, molecular function: lipid binding.
GACAAGAGUGUGAUUGCUCUAGUCUGUAUUAUUUGGACAUUUCCUCCUCCGCUCGCUUCCUUGAUUCCUUGUUAGUGAAUCAUAAACAGAUAAGAUGAGAUGUACAGGGACACAUCCACAGUGGACAUUUAAUUGACGAGCAGCAGGACGCUGUGUGUUGUUUUAGAGGCAUCUCAGCUUGAUGAAGAUGUUUACUGGAAGUGAGCUCUUUUGAGUGGUGCCAUGACCAGUCAGGGAGGUGGCCAUGCAGACACUCUGAAGCCCCUGUCUUCCACCUCUUCUUCUCGGCCCUCCACUGCCCCAAAGUUACAGGUGCAGCGCUCGCUCUCCCGAGAUACCAUUACCAUACACUUUUCUGCCAAAGGAAAUGAGGAAGAGGAGGAGGAAGAGGAGCUCUAUAGGCUAGCCGUUUCCCCUUCCAACCUGGAAACUGAAGAUGAGAGUGUAGUCACAGCUCAGGAGGCCAGCGAAGAGCUUCUCUUGGAAGGGUUAGUGGCAGAUAUGGGUACAGGGGUGUCAUCCCCCUCAGUGUCCCAAACCCACAGCUCUGCCCUGGCUAUCCAGAACCCCUCCAUCAGCCUAUCUUGCUCAUCCACUUCUAGUCCUGUUAGCUCCUCAUGGCCCUUAGAACAAAAGUCAACUCCCCUUUUACCUUCUACCCAUUCAGCCUCUUCCAGCUCGUCCCCAGCCAAGGCUUCUGCCCCACUCUCGAAACCCUUGUUCAGCCUGGUCAAGUCCCUUUCUACUGAGGUGGAAUCUCGGGAGGCUCCCAUGGUUGCCCCCCAGGCAAUGAGGCAUCGUCAUUUGAUGAAGACACUGGUUAAGUCUUUGUCCACUGACACGGCCCGACCUGAACAGGAGGCUUCAUCUACUCAUCGGCCCCCAGAUUCCCGACUCAACCUACACCUUUUCAAAUCUUUUGCCCAACCUCGUGUUCCAGCUAUCAGUGGAGACUCCAAAACUGCUCCCUCAUCCCCCCUCUCCUCACCUGAAGGGCGCUCUUUUUUCAAGGUUCAGGAGGUAGAGGCACGUAUUGAAGACACAAAGCGCCGCCUGUCGGAGGUCAUGUAUGAGCCCCUUCAGCUGCUCAGCAAAAUUAUUGGCGAGGAACCUGGUGGCGUCAACACAAACACUUACACCUCUACAACAACUGGGGUUUCCUACCGAUCCAGAAACCUUUCUGCCAGUGCCUCUGAACUCUCCAACCUGUCUGCUCUCAAUGGUCCCUCAGAAAGCAACAACAACUACUGCAUCAAGGAAGAGGAAGACCUGGAGGGGGAUAGUCUUCUAGAUGGGGCAACUGUUGAGUUGCGUUUGCAAAGGACACCCUCUCUGGGCUUGAACAGAUGUUUCAUGUCGACCCUUGCCCGUCAGGAAGAUGAAGAGUUCUGUGAGCUCUACACUGAAGACUUUGAGCUAUGUACUGACACAGAGCUGGAUGGAGAAGAGCCUCAUUCAUCCCAGGUCCGACGAGGAAGUACAGAAGGAUGCAGUGAGGAACCAACUGAAGGAGGGGAGGAGGAAGAGGAAGAAGAUGAGCCUCCAGGGGUACCCCACAACGGACUGAUUCUUCUUAUAUCUAUAGUUUAUGGUUACUUUGUGUUGCCACUGCCUACCUAUGUGCGUUGGGUGUUAAUGGGAGUGGCAGCAGGUUUCAUGCUGGCGAUACUGAUGGUGUGGUUGUCCACAAGACGCAGACCUUCAUGGCGCCAUCAUGGCAGCUGGAGCAGGAGAGAGCAAUGGAACAGGAUUCCUCUGGAUAUCAAAGAACCAGUCAUCUACAAGGGAUGGAUGAAUGAGAUUUACAGCUAUGACCCAGAGAUGUAUCACGCCACACUCACUCACUCUGUGUACAUGCGUCUGGAGGGAUCCGUCCUGCGACUGUCCAAACCCAACCGCAACAUCCCUCGCCGGGCAACCUUCAACGAGCCCAAAACUGAUGUCACCUACAUCAGCCAGAAAAUAUAUGACCUCACCAACAGUAAGAUCUACCUGGUGCCUCAAGGCCUGGCCAGGAAACGGGUGUGGAAUAAGAAAUAUCCCAUCUGCAUUGAGCUGGCCAAGCAGGAUGACUUCAUGGCCAAAGCCCAGGGAGACCAGACUGAGGCUGUUGAGGAGAAGCCCCCUGCUGCACGAGACAGGACUGAGACAGAGGGCACGAGUGAGGAACCAAAGAGAGCACACACAGAGCCGGUGCUGUAUCUGUUUGGGAGGACAGGAAGAGAUAAAGAGGAAUGGUUCAGAAGAAUGCUGUUUGCAUCCAAACUGAAGUCUGAAGGCAAGAAGCCCUCAGGCCGGCCUACCACAGGUUGUUUGUCUCAUAGUCGCAGCAGCAGUCAUGGCAGUCUUGAUGAAGUUCUCCAGUCUCAUCCCAGACAGAAAGAUCUUGGUGCUAGUGUCAAACAGAAAGUUCUUGAAUACAACGUCUACAUGGCCAAAUAUAUCAGCCAGUCCACAGGCAGCCCCGUCACAAGCCCUGUGCAGAGUGCUGGGAGCAGCCCGGGAACUGUUAAGAAGUUACCAGCCAGUCGCGUGCCAGAGGCGGAGUCUGAGGCCUGGGUCAAUGCACUCUUGGGUCGCAUCUUCUGGGACUUCCUUGGGGAGAAAUACUGGGCAGAUGUGGUUUCCAAAAAGAUCCAGAAGAAGCUGAGUAAGAUCAGGCUGCCAUACUUCAUGAAUGAGUUGACCCUCACCGAGCUCGACAUGGGCAUUUCUAUUCCUAAGAUCCUCAGCUCCUCCAAACCAUCUGUAGAUCACAGAGGCCUUUGGUUUGAUUUGGAGAUCUCCUAUAAUGGUUCUUUUCUUAUGACACUUGAAACCAAGAUGAACCUGACCAGGCUUGGAAAGGAGGGAGAAGGUUUUGGUGAACAGGGCAAGGAAGGACCCAGACCACGCACUUACUUCCUGGCAGACAGUGAUGAGGAGUCAUCCAGUGCGGGAUCAUCUGAUGAGGAGGAUACUGCAGAAGUGCCUGAAAUUCCAGGAGUUGAGGGUUAUGUCGGGGGUCACCGGCCUAGUAAAAUCAUGCGCUUUGUGGACAAGAUCGCAAAGUCCAAGUAUUUCCAGAAAGCCACAGAGACCGAGUUCAUCAAGAAGAAGAUGGAGGAGGUGUCUAAUACCCCUCUGGUCCUCACGGUGGAGGUGCAGGAGUGUCGAGGAACUCUCGCUGUCAACAUCCCACCUCCUCCAACAGACAGGAUAUGGUAUGGUUUCAGAAGACCUCCUCACCUGGAGCUGAAAGCUCGGCCUAAACUGGGAGAGAGAGAGGUCACAUUCGCUCAUGUCACAGACUGGAUAGAGAAAAAACUAGAUCAGGAAUUUCAGAAAAUAUUUGUAAUGCCAAACAUGGAUGAUGUCUGGCUGCCUAUUAUGCACUCUGCCACGGACACACGCUCCAAUGCCAAUGCCUUGAAGGACGAAGAUCCUUUGGAUCCUGAGGAAUCCAUUAAUGACAUGUGAAGAGUCAUAGCUACAAAAGAUAAAAUUCUAAAGUCCUACAAGGGCAAGAAAAUACCUGUUCUGACAAUUACAGGUGCCAUAUCGGCCAUUAAACAGAGCUGUGAAUAAUUUGAACACAUACAUAACUACAAUAAAGGACAAUAUUGCUUGCCUG